Molecule: messenger RNA, 1730 nt
Organism: Striga asiatica
Lineage: Eukaryota; Viridiplantae; Streptophyta; Magnoliopsida; Lamiales; Orobanchaceae
Source: the annotation of a GenBank genome assembly
CUUUUCCAUUUUGGGACGAAGGAUUCCUUUAGGCAUAAUCACGACGCAAAUUCUAAUUUCAAUCAAAACUAACACUGAUAUGUGGCAUAGAUCAGCGUCUUUCAUCCUCGAUAAGCAUCACCUCCAACAAAGCGACACCGUAUCAGCCUCCGACAGCCGCCCCCUCUACCCCGCCUCCACCGCCAUGGCAGCUGAAAACCCCAACCCUAAGAUCUCCCUCUACUAUCAGACCCGCGCCGCGCACCACGGCGUCGUCACGAGCGACUGGCUGGAGCAGGCGCAGGCCGCCGCCGAAGGCCAGAGGCCCGAAGACGCCGUCUCCGGGAGUUACUUAUCUGGAAGUGAGGAGGAGAGUGGGGGUUUUAACGUGGUGGAUGAAUUUAAUAAUUGGAGGAAGCAGCCGGACUUGGCCGAGGCUGUGGCGGCGAUUAGGUCUCUGGCUUCCGUUAUUCGAUCGAGUCAAGCUACAACGAUGAUGGAGCUCGAGAUUGAGCUCAAGAAAGCCGCUGAUUUACUCAAAUCAUGGGACAGUACCUCUAUCUCUUUAACAGCUGGAUGUGAUCUGUUCAUGCGCUAUGUGACAAGAACGUCGGCUUUGGAAUAUGAAGAUUUCAAUUCAGCUAAGUCUCGCCUAAUUGAACGUGCUGAGAAGUUCGGUGAGAUAUCAUAUAAGGCUCGGAGAAUAAUUGCAAUGCUAGGCCAAGACUUUAUCUUGGAUGGUUGUACUAUUUUAGUUCAUGGCUUCUCUCGAGUUGUGUUGGAAAUAUUGAGAACUGCUGCACACAAUAAAAAGAAUUUUCGAGUUUUCUGCACAGAGGGGAGGCCGGACAGGACGGGACUUAGGUUAUCCAAUGAGCUUGCUAAGCUUGAUGUUCCUGUUAAGCUGUUGAUAGACUCUGCUGUGGCUUAUAGCAUGGAUGAAGUUGAUAUGGUGUUCGUAGGAGCAGAUGGAGUGCUUGAAAGUGGUGGUAUUAUAAAUAUGAUGGGCACAUACCAAAUUGCUUUGGUUGCUAAAAGCAUGAACAAACCAGUUUAUGUUGCUGCAGAGAGCUACAAGUUUGCUCGUCUGUAUCCAUUAGAUCAAAAAGACAUGGUUCCUGCCUUGCGCCCGAUCGAUUUCGGAGUACCUAUCCCAUCCAAGGUUGAGGUUGAGACAUCAGCUCGGGAUUAUACUCCGCCACAGUACCUCACCUUACUUUUUACAGAUUUAGGUGUCCUAACACCGUCAGUAGUAAGUGACGAGCUCAUCCAACUAUACUUAUAAGGCUACAAGAAGGUCUGCUUUUCUCAACUUUUCUGGCAUUGCUAAAGCAUACCACCGCCACUCAAAGCUACAUCACAACUUUGACAUGUAUGGCAAUAUAUGUGUGUGGUAUUCCUAAUGUAUUUGAUUUCAUGAUUAUGCGGUUAUCAAACGAAUCUCUCCUCAAAUCUUUGCGCCCCAAUUUUGUGUUCACUCAGUUUAUCCUUGUACGUUUUGAUAAAAUUCUGGGACACUAUCGAAUGGAAACCUCAAGGGGCCAAUGGUGUAUUGUUCUAGUAAUUAUAAUCAUGAAAUAUAAGCAAAUUUAAAAUGCUAGAGUUAUAAAGUAAUUAUGUAUAGGUUUGUAGGUUAGAUUAUUUCAAUCUUUCUUGUGAAUAGUUUAGAAGUGUACUAAUUUGUUGUUUGUACUUUUUGUUGGGUACUAGAGGAUCCACAAUGCUUUAAAUCAAAUUUUAGUUGACUUUAG